Messenger RNA from Myxocyprinus asiaticus (Chinese sucker), 1696 nucleotides. Its product is annotated as serine/threonine-protein phosphatase PP1-beta catalytic subunit. Lineage: Eukaryota; Metazoa; Chordata; Actinopteri; Cypriniformes; Catostomidae. The record is from RefSeq and is a predicted model, not a curated record. Gene Ontology annotation, biological process: circadian regulation of gene expression; regulation of circadian rhythm. Gene Ontology annotation, cellular component: nucleus; cytoplasm. The coding region runs from base 85 to 1068 and encodes 327 amino acids. The transcript has 8 exons. Gene Ontology annotation, molecular function: protein serine/threonine phosphatase activity.
AAGACUCGUGCACGCGCGCUGAGGGAGUGUGGCGGGUGCGCGCGGGCGGUUCUCGGCGGAUCUCCUUCAGUCUGUCGGUCAGUCAUGGCGGAUGGGGAGCUGGACGUGGAUUCUCUCAUUUCCAGACUGUUAGAAGUGCGAGGAUGCCGUCCAGGAAAGAUCGUUCAGAUGACCGAAGCGGAGGUUCGAGGUUUGUGUAUUAAAUCACGUGAGAUCUUCCUCAGUCAACCCAUCCUGCUGGAGCUCGAGGCGCCGCUCAAAAUCUGCGGUGAUAUUCACGGCCAGUACACAGAUCUGUUGAGGCUGUUUGAGUACGGUGGAUUUCCUCCGGAGGCGAAUUAUCUGUUUCUAGGAGAUUACGUGGAUCGAGGGAAACAGUCUCUGGAAACCAUCUGUCUGCUGCUGGCGUACAAGAUCAAAUACCCCGAGAACUUCUUCCUGCUGCGGGGAAACCACGAGUGUGCCUCCAUCAACCGAAUCUACGGCUUCUACGAUGAGUGCAAACGCAGAUUCAACAUCAAACUGUGGAAAACGUUCACGGACUGUUUCAACUGCUUGCCGAUUGCCGCCAUCGUGGAUGAGAAGAUAUUCUGCUGCCAUGGAGGUCUUUCUCCAGAUCUUCAGUCCAUGGAGCAGAUCAGACGCAUCAUGAGACCUACAGAUGUACCUGACACAGGUCUGUUGUGUGAUCUGCUGUGGUCAGACCCUGAUAAAGACGUUCAGGGUUGGGGUGAGAAUGAUCGCGGCGUCUCGUUCACAUUUGGUGCCGAUGUGGUGAGCAAGUUCCUCAACCGCCACGAUCUGGAUCUCAUCUGCCGCGCGCAUCAGGUGGUCGAGGACGGUUACGAGUUCUUUGCGAAGCGUCAACUGGUCACACUGUUCUCGGCGCCAAAUUACUGCGGCGAGUUUGACAACGCUGGAGGAAUGAUGAGCGUAGAUGAGACUCUCAUGUGCUCGUUCCAGAUUCUGAAGCCGUCGGAAAAGAAGGCAAAGUACCAGUACGGAGGGAUGAACUCUGGCCGUCCCGUGACUCCACCCCGGACAGCCACACCCCCUAAGAAGCGGUGAAUGAAGAGCGGGGCGGAGCAACGAAUCGGGGAUGAAGACUCUUUCUGCAGCUUCUCUUGAAAGAAAAUACAAAUGAUGUAGUUACAAAAGAAAAACACUGUCUUGACAUUUAUUUCCUUUUUGAUUGAUUUCUCGUCUGUCAGUCUGUUGCUUUCAGACGGCUCUCCACGUGUGUGCAACGUCACAUUUAUCAAAGCAUUUGAGGUGAACACCGGAAACGCACUCAUUCUGGUCACGUAUCAGAGCAUUUACAGGGAUUGCUCAUGCUAAAAAUGUUGUUCUAAAUGUGCAUGACUGACUUUCUUUAGUGGAGCUCAAGAGAUGUUUGGCUGAAUGUUCAGGACUGACAUUCUCAGUCACCAUUCACUUUCAAUGCAUCUUUUCUCCAUACAGUGAAUGGUGACUGCCUAAAAUCUCCUUUUGUGUUCCACAUAAGAAAGAAAUAAGAAGGCGAGUCAGUGAUGAAUGAUUUUGGGUUUUUAGCUGAACUAUACCUUUAUACUAAACAAACAGGAGGAUGUACAUGAACGAGUUCUGUUCUAGUUGAUAAUUUCUUUCAAGACCUGUUUGAAACAGGGUAAACAAGUUCAUAACAUCUGGAUUUUCAAAAAAUAAACUAUAACAAACA